Trichosurus vulpecula (common brushtail) is the source of this 2881-nucleotide messenger RNA. RefSeq names its product ADAM metallopeptidase with thrombospondin type 1 motif 15 (gene ADAMTS15). NCBI's taxonomy places the organism in Eukaryota, Metazoa, Chordata, Mammalia, Diprotodontia, Phalangeridae. Gene Ontology annotation, biological process: extracellular matrix organization; proteolysis. The transcript has 8 exons. Gene Ontology annotation, molecular function: zinc ion binding; metalloendopeptidase activity. The record is from RefSeq and is a predicted model, not a curated record. The coding region runs from base 1 to 2853 and encodes 950 amino acids.
AUGCUCUUGUUAGGCAUCCUUGCCCUGGCCCUUAUUGGGGCCCCCGCUUGGGGUUCGGACCCUGAACAGGAGAUUGUGGUUCCCAUCCGGCUGGACCCCGACAUCAACGGGCGCCACUAUUACCGGCGGGGUCCCGAGGACUCUGGGGACCAGAGACUCAUCUUCCAGAUCACUGCCUUUCAGGAGGACUUCUACUUACACCUGGCUCCUGAUGCCCAGUUUCUAGCGCCCGCGUUUGCCACUGAGCAUCUGGGUGUCUUCCAGGCCGGAGUGUCGGAGGGCUCUCCCAACCUCCGCCGCUGCUUCUACUCAGGGGAUGUGAAUGCCGAGCAGGACUCAUUUGCAGCCCUGAGCCUAUGCGGGGGUCUUCGUGGUGCUUUUGGCUAUCGGGGUGUAGAAUAUGUCAUUAGUCCUCUGCCCAACGUCAGCGCGCCUGAAGCGCAGCGCAACAGCCAAGGUGCACAUCUUCUCCAGCGCAGGGGCGCCCCUGGCCGGACACCAGGGGACCCCACUUCCCGCUGCGGGGUGGCCUCGGGAUGGAAUCCGGCCAUCCUGCGUGCCCUGGAUCCCUUUAAAUCUCUUCGGGCAGGCUCAGGGGAGAGCCGGCCACCCCGAAGAGCAGGGCGGGCCAAACGUUUUGUGUCUGUCCCUCGCUACGUGGAAACACUAGUGGUGGCUGAUGAGUCGAUGGUGAAGUUCCACGGUGCAGAUCUAGAACAUUACCUACUGACACUGCUGGCGACUGCCGCGAGGCUCUACCGCCAUCCCAGCAUCCUCAACCCCAUCAACAUCGCAGUGGUCAAGGUGUUGGUCCUCGCGGACAGAGACAAGGGGCCCAAGGUCACAGGUAACGCGGCGAUGACCUUGCGUAACUUUUGCGCCUGGCAGAAGAAACUUAACAAAGUAAGCGACAAGCACCCUGAAUACUGGGAUACCGCCAUUCUCUUCACCCGGCAGGAUUUGUGUGGUGCCACCACUUGUGAUACCCUGGGAAUGGCUGAUGUGGGCACCAUGUGUGACCCCAAGAGAAGCUGCUCAGUCAUUGAGGAUGAUGGACUUCCAUCUGCCUUCACCACUGCCCAUGAGCUGGGUCAUGUGUUCAACAUGCCCCAUGACAAUGUGAAGGUGUGUGAGGAGGUGUUUGGGAAGCUACGGGCCAACCACAUGAUGUCCCCUACACUCAUCCAGAUCGACCGUGCCAACCCCUGGUCAGCCUGCAGUGCUGCCAUCAUCACUGACUUCCUGGACAGUGGACAUGGUGACUGCCUCUUGGACCAACCCAGCAAGCCCAUUUCACUGCCUGAGGAUCUACCGGGAUCCAGCUACACUCUGAACCAGCAGUGUGAGCUAGCCUUUGGUGUGGGCUCCAAGCCCUGCCCCUACAUGCAGUACUGCACCAAGCUGUGGUGCACGGGCAAGGCAAAGGGCCAGAUGGUGUGCCAGACCCGCCACUUCCCCUGGGCAGAUGGCACUGGGUGUGGAGAAGGCAAGUUCUGCCUGAAGGGGGCUUGUGUGGAGAGGCAUAACAUCAGUAAGUACAGGGUGGAUGGUUCCUGGGCCAAAUGGGAACCUUAUGGCCCCUGCUCUCGGACCUGUGGUGGAGGUGUGCAGUUGGCCCGACGGGAGUGUAGCAACCCUGCACCUUCCAAUGGGGGCAAAUAUUGUGAGGGAGUGAGAGUCAAGUAUCGAUCCUGUAACUUGGAGACAUGCCCCAGCUCAGUCUCUGGCAAGAGCUUCCGGGAGGAGCAGUGUGAGGCUUUCAAUGGCUACAACCACAGCACCAAUCGGCUCACCCUCACCAUGGCCUGGGUGCCCAAGUACUCGGGCGUCUCACCCCGGGACAAGUGCAAGCUCAUCUGCCGAGCCAGCGGCACUGGCUACUUCUACGUGCUUGCGCCCAAGGUGGUGGAUGGUACCCCAUGCACUCCGGAUUCCACCUCAGUUUGUGUCCAAGGCAAAUGCAUCAAGGCAGGCUGUGAUGGGAACUUGGGCUCCAAGAAGAAAUUUGACAAAUGUGGAGUGUGCGGGGGAGACAACAAAAGCUGCAAGAGGGUCACCGGACUCUUCACAAAACCCAUGCAUGGCUAUAACUUUGUGGUGGCUAUUCCAGCAGGAGCCUCAAGUAUUGACAUCCGCCAGCGGGGCUACCAAGGCUUGAUCAAUGAUGACAACUACUUGGCCCUGAAGAAUGGGCAAGGCAAAUACCUGCUAAAUGGGCACUUUGUCGUGUCCGCUGUGGAACGGGACCUGAUGGUGAAGGGCAGCCUGGUCCGUUACAGUGGGACCAGCACAGCAGUAGAGAGGUUGCAGGCAUCAAGGCCCAUCCUGGAGCCUUUGACUGUGGAGGUACUCUCCGUUGGCAAGAUGACCCCACCUCGCAUCCGAUACUCUUUCUACCUACCCAAGGAACCCCGGGAGGACAAGUCUGCCUAUCGUAAGGACAAUCGAGGAUCUUCUGUGCUCAACAACAGUGUCCUCAGCCUCUCUAACCAAGUGGAACAAACGGAUAACAGACCUUCAGCUCGUUGGGUGGUGGGCAGCUGGGGGAGCUGCUCUGUGAGCUGUGGGAGCGGACUGCAGAAACGUGUGGUGGACUGCCGGGGCUCCCCAGGGCAUCUUGCUGCUUCUGCCUGUGACACGGUCCAGCGGCCAACAGAGACAAGGCCCUGUGGGGAGCCCUGUCCGACUUGGGAGACAGGUGCCUGGUCUCCCUGCUCCAAGAGCUGCGGCAGGGGAUUUAAGAGACGACCUCUGAGGUGUCUAGCCCAUGGGGGACGGCUGCUGUCCAGGGACCAAUGCAACCUUCGUCGGAAACCCCAGGAGUUGGAUUUCUGCACCCUGAGACCAUGUUGAAUCAGGCUCUUUCUGCCACCCCCUCACU